AUGGAAGAUCCACCGUUUUACCCCUCUACUCGAGGACAGACCCAGAUGACGCCCAACAGGAUAAGCCUGCGUCCACGCCUGCUCAACAGCCGCCGUGAACCAACUUACCACAUUCAGCAAGGGUUUAAUAAUCUGACGCUAAGGCACAUGAGUACUCCCUUCUCCGAGGAUAUCAUGAACGCCCCAAAAGAGCCCAAGGUAAAAACUCCUACCAUUGAAGCCUAUGACGGUACCACAGAUCCCCAUAUGCACUUAGUUGCAUACCGUCAUCAUAUGUAUGUUCAAGGAACCAAUGAAGCCACUUGGUGCAAAUAUUUCCCGGCCACUCUCAAAGGAGUAGCGUCUAAAUGGUUUGAGCGAUUGCCCCCAGGGUCAAUUGCCUCUUUAAACGAACUGCAGACUCUGUUCUCCACCAGGUUCAUGGCACCCAAGGAAGAAAGGAAAACAAGUAUGCACUUGGGACGAAUUCAACAUGGGAAGGAUGAGUCACUAAGAAGCUAUGUGAAACGCUUCAACCUAGAGGCCGGACAAAUCCCAGAUUUGCCGGAUGGCGUCUUCUUCGAUAAUUUUAUCAGGGGACUGAAGAAGGGAUCCUUUAAGUUUGACCUAGUCAAUAAAAGUGUGCGGACUAUGGAUGAGGUUUUGGACGAGGCUGAAGCAUUUAUCCAUGCAACAGAAAUAUGCAGCGCGUCAAAAGAUGGAAGGAUUGGAGAAGCAACAGAUUCCUCGGGGAAGAAAGACAAGAUAGACAGAAAAGCCCCACGAGUAAAUGGUACUUGGGCACUCUCAAAAGAGCAUGAUAACAAUUCUCCUGGACACAAGAGAGAACGUCCACAAGAAAGGGAAUACUUCGAGUAUAACACAGAUCUCCUCACAAUACUGAAAGACGUCGGAACCAGGUAUGACCUUGAACGACCUUUCCCCAUGAAGUCUCCUGUUGAGAGUCGAGACCCUAAGUUAUAUUGCCAGUUCCAUGAAGACAUAGGGCAUGAAACCAAGAACUGCAGAAGCUUGAAGAGAGCUCUAGACGACCUAGCCUCUAAAGGACACCUCAAGACCUACUUACAGAGGAAUGCUCACGGCUCUGGGAAAAGCGAGUACAAAAAGAACAAGUCACCUGUCUCACCUACGGAGGGAAAUCACACCGAAGGGGGGUUUGUAGCCGUCAUAUCUGGGGGAUCGGCCGCUGGAGGACCCACCAUGAGGGGACAGAAAGAUUAUGCUCGCCGCCUGGGGCAGGUAAUGCUGUCAGGAAAGUCACCUCUGGACCCAUUCCCACGGAUCGAUAUAUGUGAGUCGGAUGGUGGACGAAUAGCCACUCCGCAUGAUGAUCCUCUUGUGAUCGAGUUCAAAAUAUCCAAUAUGAGGGUGAAGCGCAUCUUAAUAGACACGGGGAGCUCGUCUGACAUAAUGAGCGUGGAAUGCCUCAACCGCCUAGCACAUGACCCCAAAACCAUGUAUAGCAUACACUAUCCCAUCAUUGGUUUUGGAGGAAGCAUUAUACAUCCUGUAGGCGUCAUCACUUUGCCGGUUCGGAUUGGGGAUAGAAAAAACGGACGGAAGAUGGAAGUGAACUUCCUAAUUGUUAAGGAUUUGACAACAUACAACGUCAUCUUGGGACGACCCACCCUGAACAAGAUUAGAGCAGUAGUCGUCACCCAUCUGAUGCUUUUGAACGGUCUUCAGCAUACCAUGAAGUUCAGUGAGCAUUUUGUACAGACUAUUCCUAGAAUACACAUUGCAACCCUAAUUUUCUGUGUGCCUCCUAGAGUGAGUUUUUCCCAAAAAGCCAAACAACCUUGA
Molecule: messenger RNA, 1803 nt
Organism: Spinacia oleracea (spinach)
Lineage: Eukaryota; Viridiplantae; Streptophyta; Magnoliopsida; Caryophyllales; Amaranthaceae
Exons: 2
Coding region: 1-1803 (600 amino acids)
Source: RefSeq, a predicted model, not a curated record